Saprolegnia parasitica CBS 223.65 is the source of this 531-nucleotide messenger RNA. RefSeq lists its product as hypothetical. Lineage: Eukaryota; Oomycota; Saprolegniomycetes; Saprolegniales; Saprolegniaceae. The annotation marks the transcript as partial. The record is from RefSeq and is a predicted model, not a curated record. The transcript has 2 exons.
GGCGCCAAAGCCAUUCCCAACCACGCCGGCGACCUCCCUUUGCACGCGGAAGCAGCCCACUGCGAUCCGAAAAAACCAUGGCCGUCACCCGUCGGAGCGUUCCUCUCCGAGACGUUCCCAGACACCGUGGCGGCGACCAACCGUCGCGGCUUGACGGCUGCGGCUCUGUACGCGCGCAGUGACGACGUUGUCGACGAAGAUGAUGCCGUCGACGAACCACCUGUCGCGACGAAAUCCAAGGGCAAGAAGCAACCGCCCGUGCGUAACUUGGCGGAAGAGAAGAAGCUGGCGGAGAACGCGCAGAUCGCCCGCGCCGCGGCGAUUGCUCGGACGAAGAAGCGAUGGACGCGCCAGGUCCAGGAAGAGCCCGAAGAGACCGAAGCGACGGAAGAAGAGCAGGCGGCGGCGGCGCAGGUCGCGAUCGAGAACACGACGAGCCCAUUGACGAUGGCCAUCAUCGUGGCGGUCAUUGUCGGCUUCUUUGCCGUCCUGUACGCAGUGCUCGACGACAUGGCCAAGCCGGCCAAGUAG